CGCUGAAGCGCUUAUUUGUAACUCUAGGAGCGAUAAUGUUCCCGUGCGCGGCUAUUGACGUGUUGGACUACCUUCCGAUUUGAGCGUAAUUGUAACAUUUCCCGGAUCGGCUACGUUAACAAUCCACCCUCACGAUGGCUGACGCUGACAUUCUGCUCAUGGAGACUUCGGAGCAAAACGGUAACGAGGGCGACGAGGACCAGAAUGACGACGCCGCCGCCGAAGCCGAGCUGAUGGCCGACGACGAUGCAGACGGCGGCAAGAUUGACGCCAGCAAAAGUGAAGAGGAUGCAGGCAAAAUGUUUGUUGGCGGCCUGAGCUGGGAGACCAACAAGAAGGACCUCAAGGACUACUUCAGCAAGUUCGGCGAGGUGUCGGACUGCACCAUCAAAAUUGACACGGCCAGCGGGCGCUCCCGCGGCUUCGGCUUCGUGCUCUUCAAAGACUCCGCCAGUGUGGACAAGGUGCUGCAGCAGAGCCAGCACAAACUGGACGGCCGCCAGAUCGACCCCAAGCGGGCCCUGGCCAUGAAGAAGGAACCCGUCAAGAAGAUAUUUGUAGGCGGUUUGAACCCGGAAGCCACUGAGGAAAGCAUCAGGGAACACUUCGGAGCCUUUGGAGAGAUCGAAACCAUCGAGCUUCCCCUGGACCCCAAGUCGAAGAAGAGGAGGGGCUUCAUCUUCAUCACGUACAAAGAGGAAGCCAGUGUCAAGAAGUGCUUGGAGAAGAAGUUCCACAACAUUGAGGGCGGAAGGUGCGAGCUGAAGAUCGCCCAGCCCAAGGAGGUGUACCAGCAGCAACAACAACAACAACAGCAGCAGCAGCAGUACGUAGGAGGACGCGGCGGAGGCUACGGCAGCCGAGGAGGUCGCGGCCGCAGCGGGGGCCAGAGCCAGGGCUGGAACCAGGGCGGCUACGGAAGCUACUACCAGGGAUACGGCGGCCAAGGCUACGGCGGCUACAGCAGCUAUAGCGGCUACGGCGGCUACGACUACCCCUCCGGUGGCUACUAUGGAUACCCUGGAUAUGACUACAUUGACGAUGAUGCUGUGUUGCCAGGCCAGGGCAGCGCCAGUUACGGCAAGGCUCCCAGACGGGGCCACCAGAGCACCUACAAGCCAUACUGAUGCGCGCACCUCGGGAGGAUCCAGCCAAAAAAAACGGCCGACUGGACAAAAGCGACUCCUUUUAUGACAGAAGACCAUUUGUACAGAAAACAUCAGAAAUGUAACUUUUUUUUCCCUUUUUUUUUUUUUUUUUAAUUGUAUGCUUUCAUUUUUUAGGUUUUAUUUUCCUUCUGUUUUGUUUUCCCUCCCCAACAUUUCCAUUGAAAGGAAGUGUGAUUUUACUGUACUUUUUGGUACCUGUUUUGAUUCUAAUGUAUUGUAAGGGUAUUUUACAUGUCAGCUGGCUUUACAGGUUUGGAUGACUUACUUGGUGCUGUAAAGGAGCUUUUUUUUGACAAAUAAAGAGAAAGAUUCACAGA
Molecule: messenger RNA, 1486 nt
Organism: Hippocampus comes (tiger tail seahorse)
Lineage: Eukaryota; Metazoa; Chordata; Actinopteri; Syngnathiformes; Syngnathidae
Product: heterogeneous nuclear ribonucleoprotein A/B-like
Exons: 9
Coding region: 135-1127 (330 amino acids)
Biological process (GO): regulation of gene expression
Cellular component (GO): nucleoplasm; chromatin
Molecular function (GO): RNA binding
Source: RefSeq, a predicted model, not a curated record